AUGGGGCUGAGUGAUAACAUUGGCUCAACGCUGGCGCUUAUUGUUCUAACGACGUGGAUUUUUGGGUCAGGAGUGACUUGCGAUGAGCCUGAGACCAUGUCUAGACCCACGAGGCCGAAAAUGAUGGCCAAUUCCGAUGAACUGAGGAAAUUUUUAGACGUUGUACGCGAUUAUUAUACUGUCAGUAGUAAAGCAAGGUAUGGAAAAAGGGGAGUAAUCCCAGCGAUAAUUGUUCACGAUCGUCCCCACACACGUGUGAUUAUUGAUUCACUGAUGAAAACACUUGAAAGUGUUAAAGAUAAACAUCGAGAGCGAGAAAAAGUAUUUAAGAUUGAAAAAACAGCCGGCACCGGGCACAAAAGAUACCAUGAUAAUCGUGUUAAGCAAGAAAAUAAAAAAAAUAUAAAUAUUCAUACGAGAGUAUUAUUUAAUUCAUUAUUACGACGAUGGUUAUAUCAUUUAAAAAAUUAA
Cotesia congregata is the source of this 471-nucleotide messenger RNA. NCBI's taxonomy places the organism in Eukaryota, Metazoa, Arthropoda, Insecta, Hymenoptera, Braconidae. The record is from the annotation of a GenBank genome assembly.